This is a messenger RNA of Panicum virgatum (switchgrass), 921 nucleotides long. Its product is annotated as BTB/POZ and MATH domain-containing protein 1-like. Gene Ontology annotation, molecular function: protein binding. Gene Ontology annotation, biological process: protein ubiquitination. Bases 1 to 921 code for a protein of 306 amino acids. The record is from RefSeq and is a predicted model, not a curated record. NCBI's taxonomy places the organism in Eukaryota, Viridiplantae, Streptophyta, Magnoliopsida, Poales, Poaceae. The transcript has 2 exons.
AUGCUUCCCACCUCCGUCGACCUCACGGGAGCCGCGCGCUCCGUGCAGCUGUUCAAGAUCGGCGGCUUCGCAGCUACCAAGGAGAAGCCAGGGUACACCGCGUCGAGAGAGUGCGCCGUCGGUGGACUCAUGGGCACUUCCCUCGAUCUGGAGGAAAUGACCGCGUCCUCCAUGUUCUAUGAGAACAAAUCCCUGGAUGUCUCUCUCAUCAGGCGGAGCGACCUGGAGGGAUCGCGACGUCGGUAUGAGAGAGACGACUCCAUACUUGUGCUAUGCUCGAUCAACGUCCUCGAACCUAGGGAUGCGGUGGCGGCGGCGGCGGCGGCGGCCGUGGCCAGCAUGCCAUCCCCCGACCUGCACCAGCAAUUCGGUGAGCUGCUGCGGAGCCAGAAGGGGGCGGACAUCACGUUCCUCGUCGCCGGCGAGCCUGUCGCGGCCCACCGGUCAGUGCUCGCGGCGAGGUCGCCGGUUUUCAUGGCCGAGUUCUUCGGCAACAUGAAGGAGAAGGCGUCGCUGUGCGUCGAGAUCAAUGACAUGGAGGUGGAGGUGUUCAGGACCUUGCUGUAUUUCAUCUACACCGACACGGCGCCCGAGCUGGACCAGGAGGGGGAGCAGGCGACAUUGAUGAUGGCGCAGCAUCUUCUUGAAGCGGCAGAUCGGUAUGGAUUGGAGAGGCUCAAGAGGAUCUGUGUGGAGAAGGUGUACACGGACAUCAGCGUGGACACGGUUGCAACUACAUUGGCUUUGGCGGAGCAGCACGGGUGCUCUGAGCUCAAAUCCAGGUGCAUGAAGUUCAUCUUGGCUACCCCAGAAAAUCUCCAAGCUGUCGCUGCAACUGAAGGGUACAAGCACCUCGAGGCAAGCUGCCCCUCCGUUUUGACUGAACUUCUGAAGCUCAUCAUGGUCAAGGGGAACAAGUAG